Molecule: messenger RNA, 2451 nt
Organism: Cladocopium goreaui
Lineage: Eukaryota; Dinophyceae; Suessiales; Symbiodiniaceae
Source: the annotation of a GenBank genome assembly
AUGACACCUGUGCCAGCAAAGCCUGAACGACCCUCGCCCGCUCCAAGCCCCAGUGUGAACAAGAAAGCCAAAUGCUCAGCGCCCCCGGUGCCUGAUAGCAUGAUGCCGCCACCUGAGGCUCCCUUAAAGAAAACAAAAACUGAAAAGGCAUGUGCAGUGAAGGGAACAGGCAGACCUCCUGCCACCCCAUUGGCCAAUCCAUUGGCAGCCCCGCCGCCUGUGGCAGCCCAUGCCGCCAUGGUCUUGCGACCCCCACCGCCCAAAGCAUCACCACCAGCUUGUCCCGAGACCGAACCAUCGCCAGGAACACCAGCUUACGUGAAUGUCCAUGGAGUCCCAGUGCCCAUGUCCAAAGCAGGGGUGAAAAUGGAGGUCAGACCAACACAAAACACAGCAGCAGCAGCUCUGAGAAAGCAGAAAGCACGGCCAAGCAUGAAGGUAGAGCAACGUGAAGAUACUCUGCCACCCAGUGCCAGCCUGGCCCUUGACACUUCAGCCAAAGCCUCACGUCCCACAUCACCCACAUCACCCACAAGCACAGAGUCAACCGCUCCAUCCCCAUCCUCAGCCAAAGCCUCACCCACCUCAGCCAAAGCCAUUUCACCUUCCAGCACCACGGCAGCAUUGGCAAAGGCCAACACCCCAAGCCCUGAUGAUCACAGCACUGCCCCUACGCCAGCAACGUGCCCGGCUCCAACCCCAACACCUGAUGAUGGGAAGACAACCGAAACCGAUAUUCAGCGAGAAGAGAGGGUUCGAGCAUGGGUCUGUAAAAUGGAUGAUGUGGAGAUCACUCGUUCCAUUCAAAAAGCAGAAAGACAUAGCCUGUUUCCACAGUUCGAGCUUUGGAGACGGGAUGAGAUCUUUGGUGUCGGUGGUGAUGAGGAUAUCCCCAGAUUUGGGGCUGAUGAUGAAGAGGAAGAGCUUGUGUCUUGGCUCAUGUGGCUAGAAGACCCUUCGAGGCCGUGUGUUGAGAACGCACUCCCAGACCCCAAUCCUGAGGAGACAGCAUCAGUUGCAGUUGCAAAGAAGCCCAAACAAGUGACAUUUACACAGAAUGUCACUGUACACAGCCUGCCUGACACCGCAGCACCUGCCAAAGCAACCACUUCGAUACUCAAGCCUGCAGCAAAAAUGCCAGUGCUGAAGCCUUUGACUUUGGCCCCUGCACCGCCUAUGAAAGCAUCAGCAGCAGCACCACCACAAGCAGCACCAGCAGCCAUGCCCUUGCCUCCAGCCCCUGCCAGAGCAACACCAGCAACGGCAACCACAUUGCCUGUGCCUCCGCCUGCCAAACAUGCAGCAGCCCCACAUGUGCCAGCAGCUGUGCCGCCUGGGUCAUUGGCCUUACCGCCACCAGCAAGUGCAAGCCCAAAGCCAGCAGCUAGCCCCCUUCCAGCAGCACCAGCCAGCAAUGGCAUGAUCCCAGCUUCGCAGCUAGCCAGCCAGAUCCACAUUUCAGCCCCCGUUGGUGCAGAAGUCACAUUUGAAGGCUACAAAGAGCGACAGGCUCACUAUGCUCAAAUGAAGAGGCAGCUGGAUGCAAGUGAAAACUACAGCAUCCCCGAUGAAAUUGUGGCAUCAUGGAAGCAAGCUGUUCAGAGCAGGCUGUCCAUCAAGGCCACCAGGAGCCGCACUGACAGCUGGAAGACCCGUGCGCAGCUCAUGGCUAUGCACAAUGAUGAGCAAACAGUGAAUCGUAUCAUUGAUAUGAAGACCCGGAACUCGGAGUUCAAAGAGCACCCUGACAGCCCGGGAGAUGCAAAUGCUACGUUGUUUUAUGUCUUGUUGGACAUGGAACGGGUUGAUGAGGACGAACAUGAAGAUCGUGUGGAUCUUUCGGUUUCUGGUGAAGCCACCGGUGAGCAGGCUGAACGGUUUGCAUCAGAGACUGAGUUGAAUGCAUUUGGGGGUGGCAUCAUGUGUGAACCCCUUCGCCUACACAGCUUGCAGCUGCCCAAGUCGGAGGGUGGUGCUGUGACUCCCGACAGAAGCGUGGCUGCGCCAUCGGCUGAAGGUCCUCAGGGAAAGCCCAAGGCCGCAGCCAAGCCGAAGCCAAAGUCAGCCGGGGAGGGUGCCGGGAGGAAUGAAAUGCCUGAUGAACUUCGCCCUCGUGCCCUGUGGAUUUUGAAUAAGUUGUCCGGGGACCUUCAGGGGGCGCGCAUGUGGCCCGUGAAACUGGCGCACUUGAAGCACCAGGAGGCAUUGAGCAAAAGCUUCCAGGGGCAUGCGGAUGAGCUGGAACGUUCAUUCAUCCAGCUCACACGCAUGACUGUGAACAAGGAAAUUGAUCCUUCGGAGGUGGACCAGUUGACCGCAGCUACCACGCUGGCACUCCAGCGCAUGCAGCUCUACCAGGAGGAUGCUGGUGAGGCCAAUACUCUGACGAAGCCAACGCGUUCGUCGGGGUCAAAGGACAAAGCGAAGGGCACCUCGAGCGGGGCCAAGUGA